CACCACCACCACCCCCCCCAACCAGCCUCCCUGCGCUCGGUUAAUAACUGGAUGGAGGUUUUACUCGGAGGUGCUUGUUUGAGCUGUUGUGUUGGAAUAAGACUACAAGAGAUGAAGUGAAGAACCGGCAGCAGAACCAGAACCAGAAACAGGAUGUAACUAACCGCAGAGCAGAAUGUCAAGUGGAACAAAAGAGACUUCUGGUUGUUGUUCGCCUCCGAGUCUCCGCGGAGUCAACUAACCAGCAGCUACACCGGCUAACGCUAGCGACAUUACGGACAGACUUUCUGAAGUGGAUUCCGCUCUUGUUUACAGUUUUCAAGCAUCCUUGCUUGCUCGUUUGGUGAGAGGAUCUCAUUGACAUUUACUCGCCAUGGCAGCAGUGGUUAGCUACUCUCCACCGUGGUGGGUGAACCUCCUACACAGACUUCCACAUUUCAACUUAAAGUUCGAGCAAACAAGCAGUGAUUUCCAACCAGAGGACUGGACAUAUCAACAGUCCAUCCUGCUACUGGGGGGUGUGGCACUCGCCUGUCUGGCCUUGGACCUCCUGUUCCUGCUCUUCUAUUCCAUUUGUUUGUGCUGCCGGCGGAACAAAAAUGAGGAGCACCGCAACGCUGACUGUUGCUGCACCGCCUGGUGUGUCAUCAUUGCAACACUUGUCUGCAGCGCUGGCAUUGCUGUCGGUUUCUAUGGGAACGGCGAGACUUGUGAUGGAGUGAAUCGACUGACGUAUUCCCUGCGCCAUGCUAACCGCACAAUCACUGGGGUGCAGAAGCUGGUAUAUGACGGUACAUCCUCAUUGAACCAGACGGUAGAAGACAAUCUGCAACAGCUUGAGGGCCAGUAUGCGCAGCAUGCGGACUACCUGUCCAUCAUCCAAAAGCUGCAGGGCCAGCUGGAUGAGCUAGUCAGACAGAUGGUGGAGAUUCCCUUCUGGGGCAACACCAAUAUCUCAUUGGAGGAGCUAGCUGUCAAGAUUGAGCUGUAUGACUGGUACAGGUGGCUGGGCUACAUAGGCCUGCUACUGUUCGAUGUCCUCAUCUGCCUUCUGGUGCUGUUUGGCCUCAUUCGCAACUCCAAGGGAACGCUUAUAGGGGUGUGCUUUUUCGGGGUAGUGGCUCUGGUAAUCAGCUGGGUCUCCCUGGGGCUGGAGUUGGCUGUCUCUGUGACCUCCAGUGACUUCUGUGUUGCUCCUGACACGUAUGUCACCAAAGUGGCAAACCAGUUUGGAGUCAUCAAUCAAGAUAUCCUGCAGUACUACCUUAGUUGCAGUUUGGAACAAACCAACCCCUUCCAGCAGAAGCUUUCCGGGAGCCACAAAGCAUUAGUGGAGAUGCAGGAUGAUGUGUCUGAACUGCUGCGCUCUGCCACCAGAGAGUAUAAACAAACUAAGGGAAGUUUGGAAGAGAUCCAGGGGAUACUGAACACCACCGAGAUCAGUCUACAUCAGCUCACGGCCCUGGUGGACUGUCGCAGCCUGCACAUGGACUAUGUCCAGGCCAUGACAGGACUGUGUUAUGACGGACUGGAAGGCCUCAUCUACCUCGUGCUCUUCUCCUUCGUCACUGCUUUAAUGUUCAGCUCAAUUGUUUGCAGUGUGCCUCACACCUGGCAUGCUAAGAGGAGCGACGAGGACAGUGAGGAUGAGUCUCUUAGCCACGGGGGAAGGCAAAACCAUGAUAACCUGUACCGGGUCCACAUGCCCAGCCUGUACAGCUGUGGCAGCAGCUACGGCAGCGAGACCUCCAUCCCCGCUGCAGCCCACACCGUCAGCAACGCACCUGUCACUGAGUACAUGGCUCAGAACGCCAACUUUCAGAACUCUCGCUGUGAAAACACACCUCUGAUAGGACGGGAGUCUCCUCCCCCCUCGUUGUAUUUGACUGCCGCGGACAGUAACAGCGGUCACAGCUGGCAGUUAAAGCCUUCGGAGAGUUCAAGAUCGUUUUGGUAACCUCAUCUGCUAUGCUAACAGUACACCUCCAGCAUGCGGGCGAAGUACCUGGCCAACAGCCGGCCAGAUCCCAACAAUCCUCCAGCACAUUAGACAACACUGGACUCAUCCCGUCUGCAGCACUGACGUCUGUCAGCCAUCCAUUCAUCCAGUCAGUCGCUUAAUUAUUUCUCGUAGAUGGCUUAGCCUGCAGUCGCUCAUCCUUAAGGAAUCCUGCAGAUCAUCAAAUCUCCUCUCUCAGUAGUCUAUACAGUUUUGAAGUUCCAGUUUCCACAAUCCUUGGCUGAUUUUUAUUACUGCAAGAAUCUUCAUUGGUGCUGGGAAUUCAUCUGAAACUACAGAGCCUGACUGACUUUUACACUCCAAACUAAUUAUUGUGUUUUGUUUUUUUAAAUUUGUUUUACACCUACUCCACCAUGACAAAUACUGUGUCACAACUAACAAGGCAUUGCAUUGUUGAGAACUCUGGAAGUGCUCAUUAGACUAACACUGAUUUCUACUGGUUGCUGUUUCGUUUUGUAGUACUGUACUGCAAGCUCCCGUUGCUGUGGGAGACUAACAGAGAAAUGCCUUACACAUAAAUAUUAGAGGAAUUAGAAAUCAACUGGUUGCUUCACAACUGAGGUGUAGAUUUCUCACACUCAACAUAAAUCAAACUGAAUACAUUUCACAGUGCAACAUCUCAGUUCCUCAGGUUUUCUUUCUGCCCGCGGAACUUGAAAUGCAAGUCUGUGUUUUGAGUCAGCCGGUCAGAUUUGCGUUAUUCUCCAGUUAAGGUUGCCAUACUGUAUAUCACACAUGCACAUUAGCUUCUUUUUGCAUUUAAUGUUAAAUCUAAUGUCUGGGACCAGUUUUCCUGCCGUAUUGCACGUCUUACAGGUCUGAAACUGAAAUGUUUUUUUCUUCUCGGGACACUUGUAUUUCCUGUGGCAUUUUAUUUUAAAUACGUUGAUGAGCCACUAUUCCACAGCAGUGACUGUAACUAAGCUGUGAAUUUGAUUCUGGCACAUGCUCUCAGAGGACUUGAUGAGGACAAAAAUGAGCUGUCCUUGAGCUAGAAAUGCAGCUGUUUGACAAGAAGAGUCAUAGCAGGAGAAAAAAAAAAGAGAACUGUAAUGAGCUUGAUGAAGAAGAGUUUUUGUACUACUGGAAUCAGAAACUUUUUUACAGCCCUUUUUGAAGACGAUGGUGAAGCAGAGGAGGACGGAACAACAUUACUCCAGACUUUCUUUGCCUCUUCACCAGACUUCUUGUUAUUCUCUCCACAUUCCUGUCAAGUUGUAGAGCCUCACCUCCCCUAACAGAACCGGGAAUUGUCUACACACACAUCCCUGACUCUGAUCGUCUCUACCAAAUGCAUACCGAGUUAGAAAUUCCUUUCACUGAUUAUCUCGACCAGACUCUUAAUGCAGGUUUACGUGAAAAUAUGCAUAUCGCAGUUUCUAAGAGAAUUUCAAAGAGAAACAUAAUGCAUUGGCAAUGCAGUGUGUCACAAAUGUGUUUUAGCAUUUAUAACAAAAGUAGAUAAGAGUGAGUGGAUGCUGUGAAGGGAUCGUGAUGACUGCUCUCUAUAAUCUGGACGUUGUCGGUGGAAAUCUGGUGACUUUCCUGUUGAAACAUGACAUUCUUCAACUGUGGACUGCGAUGUUUGUACUUCUGCCGCUUCAACUUGCUUCUCCUAGAUGUGCAUUUUGACCAGUACAUGAGGUGAUUUUUUGAGACUGUGCCGAUAAGUUAAGCACAACUCUUUUACUAUCUGAAUAUCUUUUUCAAUGUCUUACUUGAGGCCAGUUUGUAAAGUUGACAGCUCUCGGUUGCCUGUGCAACCAAACGAGAAAAUGAGCCUGACUUUUUCAAAUCAUUUAUGCUCUGUAAAACAUUAUUACACUGAUGCAAUCUUUCUGUUUUUGGGUAGUAGUCAUAUUCUCUUUGUUGUUUGUAAUGCAAGGCUGUUGUACAGAUUAUAAACAUUUUACAAAAUGAAGAAAAAAAAGUGACAUUUUAAUUUUGAAUUUCUUGAAAGGCUUAUUUCCCAUUUUUUAAAGAUUUUUUUUCUAUUUGAUUUGCUUGUAGGUUUUUAUUAUUUUGUUUUAGAAUCUGUAGCAAUCACAAUGUGUUGCUUCAUUAAUGUGAAUACAGUAAAUAGAUUUUAAUUUUGAAAAGAAUUGAGUUUUUUUUAUUUCUGGAACAUCACUGUAGAUGUAAUUUUUUUUUUUCUUUUUUUUACAUCAUUUUUGCAAUCUCUAAAAUAUGUACAUGUAAAACCUGUGGUUAUAUUGAGCUUGAAUGCUGUGUUUUAAAAUUAAACAAAGCUUAACUGUA
Dicentrarchus labrax (European seabass) is the source of this 4279-nucleotide messenger RNA. It is a transcript of the gene ttyh3a, whose product is annotated as tweety family member 3a. Gene Ontology annotation, molecular function: volume-sensitive chloride channel activity; intracellularly calcium-gated chloride channel activity. Gene Ontology annotation, cellular component: plasma membrane. The transcript is spliced from 16 exons. NCBI's taxonomy places the organism in Eukaryota, Metazoa, Chordata, Actinopteri, Moronidae. The record is from RefSeq and is a predicted model, not a curated record. The coding region runs from base 374 to 1957 and encodes 527 amino acids.